AUGAGUGAACUUCAAGACUUAGAGAAAUACAAAACGGUUCGCAAAGUGUUACGAUCCAGACUUACAGAAAAGGGUAAGGAGAUCGCAAACACACUAGACAACAAAGAACUGAGCACAGCGAAUAAAGAGCUGAAAAUCAAGACAUUUGCUGCUUCACUGGACGAACUAGGGAAGGAAUUGUCAAACUUAGACAAAAGUAUAGAAGAGUUGACAUUCCACGUCAAACCAGAAGAAGCUGAAAAGGAGAUCGAAUCCCAAUGCAAGUUCAAAGAUGAACUUAUCGAAUACACGGUGCAGAUCAAAUCCUUUUUAGAGCUCAAUUCUUUGCCAAAGACGGUUAAAGUAGAGACGAAAGGAGACCAAGGACCAACAAUCAUCGUUCAAACGGAGCCGACGAAGAUUCCAUCCUUCUCGGGAGACUACAAAAAAUAUAGAAGCUGGUCGCAGCUGUUCGAUGUCUACGUUCACAACACCAAGAAGCUGCCGAUCGAGAAAUUCAAAGCGUUGAAGGGAGCUCUAAGCGGAGCAGCAGCGAGAGAGAUCGAACACUUGGAUUUUACGGGAGAUCAAUACGAAGUCGCUCGGGCGCUGAUCGAGAAGAAAUUCGGUAACAAGACGGAUGCGGAGCGACAACAUGUUCAGGAAAUCUGCAAAUUGGUGCAAACCAUAGAUCUUCGAAAAAAAGGCAAGUUACAAUAUUUUUCGUCUGUUUUAUCUCAAAAUAUUAAUGCGUUGGUGGCAAUUGGAAAAACCCAUCUCGAACUCAGUACAUUCCUAUUGCCUAUGAUUAUGACGCCUUUACCUGUAUAUAUGAAAGAACAAUUCUUGAGGGAGGCAAACAUUAACGCAGCAACAUCAGCCUCUGAAUUAGAACGUAUGUUAGCAUUUCUUGAAAAAGAGGCAGAUAUAAAGAGAGCCUCUAGCCAAUGGUUCAUUGAAGGCCCAAGCAGGCCAAACUUUAACAGCAGUGGUAGAUUCACAGGUCCAACAAGACAGAGAGAGCCAAACCAUAUCGAUAACCAUGUCAUACCAUCGGGUCAUAACGCGUUUAACGCGAGCACUUCAG
This is a messenger RNA of Onthophagus taurus, 1066 nucleotides long. The record is from RefSeq and is a predicted model, not a curated record. Lineage: Eukaryota; Metazoa; Arthropoda; Insecta; Coleoptera; Scarabaeidae.